Molecule: messenger RNA, 1848 nt
Organism: Gryllus bimaculatus (two-spotted cricket)
Lineage: Eukaryota; Metazoa; Arthropoda; Insecta; Orthoptera; Gryllidae
Source: the annotation of a GenBank genome assembly
AUGACCCCUGGGCUGAUGCGGCCAACGGCAGCGCGCACGCUCCGGGAAGCAGCCAUCGCCUCGCGCCCGAGCACGCCGAAGGGCGAGCGCCGCCAGCGCAUUCUGGCGGACGAAAAAGGAUCAUGGGAGGCCACAUCACAUCCAUUGCAAAAUUCCCUUAUAUGUUCCCAGUGGGUCCUCACUGCAGCACAUUGUCGCAUAAACAACAACAUUAACGCCUACACUGUGCGCGCAGGCGUCACAAACAGAAAUUCCAAAGGCUGGGACUACCCUGUGUCCGAGUUCACCCCCCACAAGUGGUACAGAGGUGCGAAUAAUACUUACGACUACGACAUCGCUGUCAUCAGAAUCAGAGGCAAUUUCACUUUUAGCGCCUCUGUGCAGCCCAUUCGCCUAGCCAACUGCAUGCCCCCUCCUGGCACCGUCGCCCACGUCGCCGGCUGGGGCCUCUUCUCUGUAAGUGGGAGGCCUUUUCACCCUGGUGGCACCAACAGAAUCAUGGAGAGCAGCGCAAAUAGAACUCAUCUUUCUAUUCCCCUGCGCACGGUGUCUGUUCCCAUCUUGUCUGAAGACACCUGCAAGUGGGCGUACAGUCACGCCACACCUCGCAUGUUGUGCGCUGGCUACCCUGACGGGGGCAAGGAUGCCUGUACUUUCGACUCGGGCGGCGCUUUGGUGGCUGGCGGCGAGCAGGUGGGCCUAGUGUCCGGGGCUGAUGGCUGCGGCCGCCCUUGCAAGCCAGGUAUCUACGCCAACGUGGUCUACCUCCGCUCCUGGAUCACCUCUAAUGAAGUCAUAAAACUUUCUUUGUUUGGGUUUCUUAUCAAAUCACUUAUGUUUGGUUUUAAAAAAAAAUUCUUCCAGAUCUCCUUGCAGAUUAGAGGAUAUCACGAGUGCGGUGGGUCCAUCAUAAGCUCUGAGUGGGUCCUGACUGCUGCCCACUGCAUAUACAGCUCCUCUGACUUUAUUACGGUGCGCGCCGGCACGACCACACGCGAAGACGGAGGCACAGUUCACGAGGUGGCGGAAAUCGUUACCCACCCUAGCUUCAACUGGACCACAGCUGAUUACGACAUCGCGGUCAUGAAAAUCGAAGGCAAAUUCACUUUUGGCGCCAAUGUGCAGAGUAUUCGCCUAGCCAAAAGCAUGCCCCCUCCUGGCACUCUCGCCGACGUCACCGGCUGGGGCCAAACCUUUGAGCAUGGUCCUUUUUCUGACACCCUGCGCGUGGUGUCCGUUCCCAUCUUGUCUGAAGACACCUGCAAGUGGGUGUACGAUAGUAUCACCCCUCGCAUGUUGUGCGCUGGCUACUCUGACGGGGGCAAGGAUGCCUGUGGUUGCGACUCCGGCGGCCCUUUGGUGUCUGACGGCGAGCAGGUGGGCCUUGUGUCUUGGGGCGAUGGCUGCGCUCGCCCUUGCAAGCCAGGGGUAUACGCCAACGUCGUCAACCUCCGCUCCUGGAUCACCUCUAUAACAGGCUACGUUCACGUGCCGGUCGUGUCCAACAAUCUAUGUGCCUACUAUUACGGAUAUGGUCGCAUCUCCCGGCGCAUGCUGUGCGCCGGCUUCAGCCAGGGGGGCAAGGACUCCUGCGAAGGAGACUCCGGCGGCCCCCUGGUGGCUGGCGAAGUGCAGGUGGGCGUCGUGUCCUGGGGGAACGGCUGCGCCCAACCCAACUACCCCGGCGUCUACACCAGCGUGGCCAGCCUGCGUUCCUGGAUCGAAAAAGAAACCGGCAGAAACAUUAUAAAGCCUAUUAUCCACCAUCCCAUUAGCGGAGGGCAUAUUUUCAAUGAAUGUUCUCUAUUUUUGAAAAUAGCAAAAUAUUUACACAGAAAAAAUAUUGAU